Molecule: messenger RNA, 3328 nt
Organism: Cydia pomonella (codling moth)
Lineage: Eukaryota; Metazoa; Arthropoda; Insecta; Lepidoptera; Tortricidae
Biological process (GO): intracellular signal transduction; G protein-coupled receptor signaling pathway; regulation of G protein-coupled receptor signaling pathway
Source: RefSeq, a predicted model, not a curated record
CAUUAUUACUGCGGACUUGGCCGAGUGCAGAUUAGUAAACAUUAUUCUAUAUAUUCGUGAAAUGAUUGAGCAUAGUUAAAAUUAAAAACUUGUCAUACUUAAAUUUAUAUUAGUAAACAAGGUAAUCAGCAUUUUUGGCACAAACCCUACAGUAAAUUGGUAAACCCCAAUGGAAUCUUCAACUGACGGCGAAGACGAUGAUAUUGAUGAUAUCUAUGAUGACGUGUCGGGGGCGCAGCGCGGGCGCGAGCGGCAUGCGGCCCCUGCGGCAGACGCCCAUGGAGGUCGGCUAGCGCGCGCCCAGCCCCCGCGCCCCUCCCCCCGCCCCACAGCCAUGGAACUCUCUGACGUGCCGAGACACCGACCCCUUGCCUUCGAUAAGAUGGAAAGUUUAAUAAAAGAAAUGCAAGAUCCAGAAUCGGGUGUGCCUGUUCGAAGUCAAAAACUCUUUCUCACCUACAUUCCGUCUGCUUUUAUGGCCAACGCGAAGAAAGAGGCUCUAGAAAUGUCUCACUCAGCUCACUCAGGUUAUGAUCUUGUCGAAUGGCUAAUGGACCGGUUCAACCUCGACGAACAAAGUAACGUUGAAGCAAUAAAUUUAGCCAAUCAACUCUGCCAGUAUGGUUACUUCUUUCCUGUCAACGAUUCGAAAAACUUAGUGUUAAAAGAUGAUUCUUCUCUAUAUAGAUUUCAAAGCCCAUAUUAUUGGCCGUGGCAACCGCCACGGGUAGGCGGCUCGGCGCCCGGCCUUGCCGGCUCCGACAACGUCGAGUACGCCAUUUACCUCGUAAAGCGAACGUUGCGCAACAAGCAGCGACAUGGUCUUGAAGACCACGAGGUGGAAGCGCUGGCCAACCUUAAGAAGAACCUUGCUGCAAAGUGGGACUUCAUUACUAUGCAGGCUGAAGAACAGGUGCGGCUAGCAAAAGAUCGCAAGAAGGGGGAUAAGAUAGUCAGCGACAGCCAAGAGCGAGCCUACUGGAGAGUGGCGCGGCCACCACCGGGACAACCGAGCGUACAGGAAACCUGCCCCGUGCCUGUCCGCUCGAGGGUACCCAAGGCCAAGAAGCGAACCAUCCCGCAAAUCACCAGGGAGAUCGAACAUCUAAAGGCGAGCCUGGACCGUACGCGAGUGAAGACGUCUAUUGCCCUUGAGGCCCUUAUGGCGUACUCGGAGACGUUCACUCCCUACGAUCCCUGGCUCACGCCGCCGCAGCCCUCCAACCCUUGGAUCAGCGACGACACGUUGUAUUGGCAAAUCAACAGUCCCUUAGUGGAAGUGCCAAGUGAAAAGCGCGUGCAACGGUGGGCGAUAAGCAUCGACGAGCUAGUAUCGGAUCCCACGGGGCUGCAGGAGUUCACCAGUUUCCUGCGCAAGGAGUACUCGCACGAGAACAUCCGGUUCUGGCUGGCUGUGAUGGAUCUGAGGAGGAGUAGUGUCAAGCAAAUAUCGAAGAAGCUUGAGGAGAUUUACGAAGAAUUCCUAAAGCCCGGCGCGCCGUGUGAGAUUAACAUUGACGGUGCAACCAUGGACCGCGUAGUUGAAGACAUGCGGACCGGCUCGCGGUAUGCGUUGGACCACGCCGCCGACCACGUGUACUCGUUACUGCUGAAGAAGGACUGUUAUCCGCGGUUCGUGCGCUCCGACCACUUCCGGAGGCUGCUAGAGGAGGGCAAGAAUGUGCAUCAGAAGAAGAAAUUCUUCAACUUUGGCGGCGGUCAAGUAAAGAAGAAGCCGGGCAGCACGGCGACCGGUGGACUGUCGCGGCGGCGCGGCUCCGACCGCUCCCUGUCGGGCUCUGCGCAUGAGCUGGCGGUCUGCGCCGCGCAGCCGCCGCGACUGGCGGAGCCACCGCCGCAUUCACACUCGCAGUCCAACCUGGCCGACAUCCCCUUCAGGGAUCCAAUGGACGAUGACAGAUCGGACGUGGCGCCGUGGGAGACAUCAAGUCGAGAGAGCUCAUCUUACAGUGGCGCGCGACGUCGACAGGACUCCGCCGCCGACUCUGGCAGCUCCUCGUCCGACGUCAGCGCCGCCGUGUGCGGCGAGCGCGCGCGCCGCCUGCCGCAGCAGAGCACGCUGGACGGCGGGCUACGUGGCGCGCCGCCGCCCCUGCGCCGCCUGUCCGCCGUCGAGCCGCGCCACCUCGCGCCGCUCGCCUCCCCGCCACGCCCGCGCCCCGCGCCCGCCGCCGCGCCCGCGCUGCCUCCGCACCCCACGCCUACCAUCAGCGUCAGCUCCGCGCCCGACGACGACUCCGCCUGCGAGCCCCCUGACUCGCCCGACGAGCCGCGCUCGCUCGCCGUCUCCGACGAGCCCUCGUCCGUAUUCGCUUCGGCCGACGCCACACCCACCGAGCCGGCACGCACCACCCUGCGCGCUCUCGAGGACACGCCCGAACUCGACCCAUCGACGAUCGAGGAGACAGGUCCGGCCUCGAAAACUGGCAGCAAAAUCGGCGAUCUUCCAGAGAGCGUUCCCGGGAGCGAUGAUGCCGAGUCGUCGCCGGUGCGAGCGCCCGCGGCCGUGCCCGCCGCGGUGCCGCUCGCGUCAGCCGGCCCCAGCCCGGCGCCGGACAGUCCCGCGCCGAUCACCCCGGCCGGUCCCGCGGCGGUUGUGCCGAGCAGCACUGCGGCGGUGGCGCCGGCCGCCCCGGCGUGCGCCGCGACGCUCGCGGCCCCUGAGCCCGUCGCGCCGCCCCCCGUGGCCGUACCGCCGCCCGCCCCCGCGCCGGAACCGGCGGGCUGGGCGGCUCCCCCGGCAGCUCGCCCACCGGAAGCCGCAAGCGCCCAGGGCGCGGAGGCGCCGAGCUCGUCCCCCGCGCGGCCACCGGCGACGCCGGUGGCGCCACUAGCAGUAGGGGAGGACAUCGGGGUCGACGACGACCACGUAGACAAAGUGCCUUCGGCGCCCCCGCAGGUCCCGACGGACCUCGCGGCGGCGGCCGAGUCGGACGCGACGAAAAAAAUUGCUCACAAAGACGAACUGUCGUCGGUUUCGAAAUCUAAUAUUGUUAAGCGUGAUAAUAAGAACGACCUCGGUGAUCGUAAACAGCGGAACGACAUUUGUCCCUGGGAGGACGAGAACUCGUGUGAGAGUGAUGCUCCAUUUGUUAAAACGUAUGCAACGCUCGGUUACUUAUAACUUUUAAUUUGUGUAGGAAAAUAUCAAGAAUAUUUUAAAAUUGUCAGGGUUCAUUAUAGAAGAUUGAAAUAAUAUAAAUUUAAUUUUUUAUCUUAGAUCCUAUGUUCUAAUUAUCACAGAUUAGAUCAUUAUUAUGUAAUUAUAUGAAUAUUUUAAAGUAAAUGAUCGUUAAUUAUUAGAAAA